Medioppia subpectinata is the source of this 595-nucleotide messenger RNA. Lineage: Eukaryota; Metazoa; Arthropoda; Arachnida; Sarcoptiformes; Oppiidae. The record is from the annotation of a GenBank genome assembly.
AUGAUAUGCGCCAACACAUACCCGGCCAACUCUGAGUCCACACCGGACACGUUCAUCAGCGCUCUCUCCGUUAGGCCACUGAAACAGGUCGAGAGUAUAUUCAAGCCGUACCGGUAUAUGAAGGCCUCUAAGUUUGUGCAGCAUCUGGUGCUAUGGGUGUGUCGACACCCGGACCCGAGUAUAUUUGAUCAGCACUCGACCUCCCGGGGCGUCGACUGUACGGACAUGAGUGACUUGCCCUCGGAGUACAAACACUGUUUCAACAUAUUCUUCGUGUUGGACAAUCCGGACCAGAUCUUCGAGAGCGGCUACGAUAACGCGCUGUCUAUCGGUGACCAACACUCGCGGUAUCUCAUGAUCAACGCUCGCUUCGACGUCGCGAAGGAGGAGUUCAUUGGCCGCGAAGUGGAGAUUGGGAUGCGUUUGUGGACAACCAAUAACUGGCGGCGCAACGAAUUGCAGCAAUUGAUUACCGGCGCUCACGUCUCGCUCUACGGCAUUAUAAUACCCGCCCGGAAUCGAUGCCAUCGGAAGGGAUAACACUAACCCACGUUUAUCCCAUGUUUAAUCAAUACGGUAAAAAGCGAGUGAUCAG